This is a messenger RNA of Haemorhous mexicanus (house finch), 10664 nucleotides long. RefSeq names its product cut like homeobox 2 (gene CUX2). The transcript has 17 exons. Gene Ontology annotation, molecular function: DNA-binding transcription factor activity, RNA polymerase II-specific; DNA binding. The record is from RefSeq and is a predicted model, not a curated record. Gene Ontology annotation, biological process: regulation of DNA-templated transcription. The coding region runs from base 4223 to 8797 and encodes 1524 amino acids. Lineage: Eukaryota; Metazoa; Chordata; Aves; Passeriformes; Fringillidae.
UUUUGCCAUCGCUGUGUUUCAGCCCCUGAGCCAAAUGCAUCUUGACAUUAGGAAAGGAAUACAUUUGCUCAGCCCGUGUAGUAACACUGCGGCUAUUCCCACUUGUCUGUUUGACGGUAAGUUGACCGAAACGGCCGAGCGCCGGCUCGCAGCACGAGCCACGGGGACAUCCUUCCUCUGUCACCCCAUGGCUGGGGCACUGCGCCAUCCUGGGAGGGGGAAACUGAGGCACGGGGCAGCCCUGAGGUUUGUGUUGGCAGAGCUGGUCCUAGGGACGGGUGAGGAGCUGGGAGCCCCCUCCUGCUGCUCCCCACUUUGGGGGUUUCACGUGCACCAGGCACGGAGCGUCCCCCGGCACGUCGGGGACUGAGAGCUGCAAACGGCUGAAAAUGCGCGGAAAGGCUCCUGCAGGGCCACUAAUUCAUUUUCCAGACAUUUAGGAAUAACAAAAUGUUUUAAUGAUUUCUUAGGGGAAUUAGGGAGACAUAUUUUUGUCCUCAUUAAAUUUUCUCCUGUGCUACGAGAACCAAAUGUCAGCUCGGUUUGCAGAACCCAGUUAUCUUCCCUCCCCACCUCCCCGCGCUCACCCGCCGGCUCCUCCCGCCUGCACACGCCUGCACAUGGAUGCACACACAUGCACCCCCCAAAACUGCUUCCCUGCACUCCUCCUUCUCCUCCCUCUGCUCUCCACAGCAUCUCUUGCUCCUCUCCUGCACCCCAAAUCCUCCCUCCCACGGUUCAUCCCUGUCUGUUCCGUGUCCACAUGUCUCUCGACAGGCAAACUCUUUGUGGAAUACUUUCCAAGCGCCACAUAAGUCCUGAUUCGACAUUUUUUGCUUUGAAUGGCUGCUGUCAACACAAAUCUCUGGCAGAGACUGUAACGGAGCCUGAUUGCUCAGCAAGUAUUUUGAUAAGUGAGCUGGCUGUGUGUCUGUAAUUACGGGAGAAAACCGUAAAUCUUUUGGAUAUUGUUCACACAGAUGUGGCGUGAAGGGAAGGGGGGGAAGCAGUAAAAUGUGUUAAAAGCAUAAUUAAUGUCAUUGUUGUUGGGGAUGAUUUGAUUUAAGGCUGACUUUGACUCGUGGAGGGAUUCGUAGGGCGCUGGUGGAAGUGUUUGAGCAGGUUGGGAUGGAGUGGCAGAGGAGAGGCCGUGGUGGUGGAGAGGUGACAACACUAUGGAGGUGCUGUGGGUGUCCCAUGGGUGCACCAUGGGUGACCUGUGCUCCUCCUGGAGCCAGGCAGCAGCAGCAUGGAACGUGGGCUGGGUAGAAUGGCCCUGGCACCAAGAUUAGUUGCCGAUCCCCAGGGAUACAGGUGCUCCUGCUGCUGUGUCUGCUCAGGAGAAGGUGAGGAGCAGUCAGAACUGCCCCUGUCCCUGUUAGUGAGCAUCCAGAGGAGGGCCGUGCAGAAGGGUCUGGAGGAGGAGCCAUGUGAGGAGCAGCUGGGGGCACUUGGUUUGUUCAGUGUGGAAAAGAGGAGACUGAGGGGAGCCCUCAUCCCAACCCACAGCAUCCUCAGGAGGGGCAGUGCAGGGGCAGCUCCAAUCUCUGCUCUCUGUGGGCAAGGACAGCACCCAGGGAAUGGCUGGAGCUGUUUCAGGGAGGUUUAGGUUGGGUAUCAGGGAAAAGUUCUCCCCCAGAGGGUGCUGGGGCACUGCCCAGGCUCCCCAGGGAAUGUCACAGCCCCGAGGCUGCCAGAGCUCUGGGAGCACUUGGACACUGCUCUCAGGGACAGCCUGGGAUUGUUGGGCUGUCUGUGCAGGGCCAGGGGUUGGACUCCUGGAUCCUUGUGGUCCCUUCCAGCUCAGGAUAUUUUGUGAUUCCGUGAUCCUGCUGCAGCACUGCCGGUGCCACUAAAGAAUGGCCAAUGACGCCAGCUAGUGGUGGCACUUGUACUUGUAUUUAUUCAUUAAAUUAAUAUCUAUAUAAACUGCAUAUGUAGUGGGUGAGGGUAUGGAGUGAGAGAUCAGUGUGCCAGGGCAGGGACACACUGUUUCCCAGGGGAGCUGCCUGCACCAUGGCCCCAGAGUGUGCCCUGCCCUCAGGUCCUGUUUAGGCGCACGUGUCCCUCGUGUCCCCCGUCACCCAUCUGUGCUGCUGGCCUGUGUCAGGUCUAGCCUGUCCCAGUGGAAGAUGUGAUCCAUGGAACAAGGGACCACACCCCAAUAUCUCACAUGUGGUGGUAGAGCCAGCCCCACAACUGAGGAUGGCGUUUCCCAGUGGAUGGGCAGUGUGGCAUUAGUUCAGUGUAGUUAUUCCAGACAGGAAUUUGGCAUCUGAGCUGCCCUGGCUGUUGUAAAGGUUUGUUCUUCCCUUCCCAAAGCUCUGCUCCCACCAUUUCAUCCCAGGCUGGCAGCUCCAAACAUGGAACAGCACACAGAGGCAUCACCCAGCUGUAUUUCACCAGCAGGGCUGCAGCUCAUGGGAAGGAAAAUGCUGACCUGAGGAAAAUCCCUGGUGCUUUAUCACUCAGACCCAUUUUUCCCAUAUUAUUUCUCAUCUUGGAGGCAGGAGGAGUUGCUGGUGUGGAUCAAACAGGGCCUGUCCCAGCGUUUAUCUCCAUGGAGGCAGCUCACAGGCUGGCACAGAGCCUCCUGCCAGCACCCCCAGGGCUGGGGAGCACAGGGGGGACCCCGGCAGCGCCCAGAGAGCAGGGUUUAAUUAUCCAUAUCCUUCUCUCCACUCACGUAGUUAUGGGUGUUAUUAAUGGCUGUGGGAGCAUCCAGGCUGGCUGGGGCUGUGCUGCAUCACUGCCAUCCCACACCCUUGGGUGGGAAACCAGCCUGGGGGUGCUGAGCUGAGUGAGAGACACCAGGAGCUGAAGGAUGCCAUGAGCAUCCCCAGGAGGGUCCCAGCUGGAGCCAAGGCCCUGUUUCAGUGACAAAGCUGACAGCACUCAGCAUCUGCCUCUGGAUCCUCAUGGCCAGAAUCCUGGCACAAAUCUCUUAUUCCAUCCAUUCAUUUGUGACGUCCAGCAGAAAGAAGGGAUAAUGAUCCCUGUGGAGAACACUCCAGGGGCUUUUGGUCUGGCAGUCACUAAUCCAGGGGGGGAAGCUCUGGGGUGUGAUGGUGUGGGAUGGCAGGGCAGCAGUGGAGCAGACUCCCCAGAUCCCAUUUAGAGGAGCAAGUGCCUUGGCAUUUCUUGUUUGCAAGGAGCAUCCACAUUGGCAUGGACCAAAUCUUGCAUCUUCUGGGCAGGUUCACCCCAAAGUCAUCUGGUGCAUUGUUUGACCCCCAAAUCCCAUGGCAUGGCCUCCUUCAUCCCACUUCCAUCUCAGCCAGGGGCUUGCCAAGCAGCAGAGCUGCUCUGUGUCCCGUUCUGAGUGGAGGCAGCCAGUUGUUGGAAUUCUUUUCCACCACCCACCCUUAUUAUCUUUUACCCUUGGAUGCCUGCCACGUGCCGUACGGUAGCAUGCCUAACUCCAUCCCACUUCCCUGUUUGCCUAACUUUUUGACCCUGGAGAAUUCAAAUCUAUUUUCUUUCCUUUUCUUUUCCAUGAAAAAAAACCCCAACAAAAAAAAAUCCCCCAAACCUACAUUAACCUGGCUCAAUAGGAGGCAUUUUCUUGAACUUAUUAAAAAAUCCAGACUUGUAAAUUAAUUUGUUCAUGUUGUACAAUGGCAGUGCAGAUGGACUCAUUAGCAUGCACACAACAAAUAAUUAUAGAUGAAUUUUUAGCUGGCCUGCUUAAUGGGCUUGCUGGGUUAAUUAUGUCAAUGUAUAAUUACAUCAGCCCUGGGAGACAUAAUGGCACACCCCGCUGAGCAGACACUAGCUAAUGAUGGUGUAAUGCUGACAGAGGGAAGACGGACGGCUCGGGAUGCACCUGCUUACCUCGGCACAAACCUCCAUUGUCUGUGCCCAAACCGGCCCUGCCAGAGCCACCGUGCCCUGGGAGGUGAUGUCCCCAUGCCCCCAGCCCGUCCCUCCGUGCCUCGGGGCUGGCAGUGAAAGGCAGGGAUAUUCCCGUGGCACCUGGAAUGGAAGGAUGUCCCCAUGGCUCCUAGAAAGGCAGGACCUGGCGUGUCCCCAUGGCUCCUAGAAAGGCAGGACUCAGGGAUGUCCCCAUGGCUCCUAGAAAGGCAGGACUCAGGGGUGUCCCCAUGGCACCUGGAAUGGCAGGAUGUCCCCAUGGCUCCUAGAAAGGCAGGACCUGGCGUGUCCCCAUGGCUCCUAGAAAGGCAGGACUCAGGGGUGUCCCCAUGGCACCUGGAAUGGCAGGAUGCCCCCAUGGCUGCUAGAAAAGCAGGACUUGGCUUGUCCCUAUGGCACUUGGAAUGGCAGAAUUCAGGAUAUCCCCACAGCUCCUGGAAAGGCAGGACCUGGUGUGUCCUCUUGGUGCCUGGAGUGGCAGGACUCGGGGGUGUCCCCAUGGCACCUGGAAUGGCAGGAUGCCCCCACGGCUGCUGGAAAUAGGACUUGGCUUGUCCUUAUGGCUCCUAGAAAGGCAGGACUCAGGAGGUGUCCCCAUGGCACCUGGAAGGGAAGGACCUGGCAUGUCCUCACAUCUCCUGGAAUGGCAGAACUCGGGGUAUCCCCACAGCUCCUGAAAAGGCAGGACCUGGCGUGUCCCCAUGGCUUUGGGAAAGGCAGGACCCGGGAUGUCCCCACGGCACUGGGAGGUGGGAGAGGGCCUGGGGGGGGCCAUCCCUGCUGCUCACCGCCCAUCCCGCAUCCCGCAGACCCCGCUCCUGUGCUGGAGGCUGCCCGGAGCCUGGAGGAUCGGCUGCAGCAGCUCCAGCGCCUCGAGCCGGAGCCGCCGCCCCUGAAGGAUCUCAGCCGGCCCUGGAAGAAGCACCCGGAGCUCGGCAGCACCAAAGAGCGCAGGGAGGGGAAGUCGCCGGCGGCCGAGCCCCCGCUCCCCGGCCUCGACGGCAAAGCGCCCGGCACAGAGACCCCGCUGCAGAGAAAUGAGGCAGACAAGCAAAAGGGCCUGCAGGAAGCUCAGGUCACCUUGGCCGCUCGGCUGGGGGAGGCAGAGGAGAAGAUCAAAGUGCUCCACGCAGCGCUGAAGGCCACCCAGACGGAGCUGCUGGAGCUGCGCUGUAAAUACGACGAGGAAGCGGCGUCCAAGGCAGAUGAAGUCGCCAUGAUCAUGACCAACCUUGAAAAAGCCAACCAGCGGGCGGAGGCAGCGCAGAGGGAAGUGGAGAGUUUGCGGGAGCAGCUGGCGGCCGUCAACAGCUCCCUGCGCCUGGCCUGCUGCUCCCCGACGGGCACCACGGGGGACAAAGUGAACUAUUCCAUGUGCUCAGGGUCAAGGUUGGAGGCAGCUCUGGCUGCCAAGGACCGGGAGAUCCUGCGGCUCCUGAAGGACGUCCAGCACCUCCAGAGCUCGCUGCAGGAGCUGGAGGAGUCCUCUGCCACCCAGAUCGCCGAGCUGGAGGGGCAGCUGGCCGCCAAGAACGAGGCCAUCGAGAGGCUGGAGGAGAAGCUGCAGGCACAGGCUGACUAUGAGGAGAUCAAAACGGAGCUGAGCAUCCUGAAAGCGAUGAAGGUGGCCUCUGCUGGCUGCAGCCUGCCCCAGGCAAGUGCCAUGGCGCGUCCUGAGGCGCUGGCCGGGCUGUGCCAGCCCUGCCGACGGUGCCUCCGCCGCCUGUCCCCAUCUCGGCUUGGCUCCUUGCAGAGCAUCUCGAAGGCGGAGGAGACCCUGCUGCUGGGGAAGGAGGCUUUCUAUCCCUCCCAGAAGUACCUGCUGGAAAAGCCCAGCCUGUUGGCCAGCACUGAGGAGGAUCACUCCGAAGACGAGUCAGGGAAGGAUCCUCUGGGCAUGGAGCAGCCGUACCCAUCCCCCCACCACGCCCCGGCCGAUGACCCCGCGUCCCCCACUCCCCUCCCGCCGCUGCCUGGCCCCGGCGCCGCCCCUGACGGUCCCCGGACUUUCUCUCUGUCCCCCUUCCCGGGGGGCGAGCGGCUUUCAGGGGACCCCAAGGUCCCCCACCUCCCUCUGCCCAGCUACAAGAGCGAGAGCAGCAGCGGGGCACCGCCCUUCCCCUCCUCCUUCUUCGGGGCCAAAAGCAGCACCGUGCACCCCGUCCCCGUGCCGGCCACCAGUGCCACCAGCCCGCCCGGCGAGCCCUCCGAGGGCAGCGCCGGCAGCUCCACCGAGGAGGAGCAGCUGGACACGGCCGAAAUCGCCUUCCAGGUGAAGGAGCAGCUGCUGAAGCACAACAUUGGGCAGAGGGUCUUCGGGCACUACGUGCUGGGGCUGUCACAGGGCUCUGUCAGCGAGAUCCUGGCGCGGCCCAAGCCCUGGCACAAGCUGACAGUGAAGGGCAAGGAGCCAUUCAUCAAGAUGAAGCAGUUCCUCUCCGACGAGCAGAACGUGCUGGCCCUGAGGACUAUCCAGGUGCGCCAGAGAGGUAGCAUCACGCCACGGAUCAGGACACCAGAGACCGGCUCCGACGACGCCAUCAAAAGCAUCCUGGAGCAGGCAAAAAAGGAGAUUGAGUCACAGAAGGGAGGGGAGCCCAAAACACCAUCAGCAUCACAGGCAGUGGCCAACGGGGCGGGCAGCAGCAGCUCUGAGGACGCCAUCAAGAGCAUCCUGGAGCAGGCGCGGCGGGAGAUGCAGGCGCAGCAGCAGGCACUGCUGGACAUGGAGUCGGGGGCCGGCGGGCGUGGGGGAGAUGCGGCGCCCGCCGAGCGCUCCACGCUGGCCACUGUCAGCCAGAACAUCGCCCCCGCCUACGUCAAGCAGGAGGAGGGGAGCGGGGCCAGCCCUGGCCCGCCGCAGACGCCCCUGGCCGUGCUCUCCCCCGCCGCCUUCGUGCAGAGCAUCAUCCGGAAGGUGAAGUCGGAGAUCGGCGACGCCGGCUCCUACUUCGACCAGCACUGGGCGUCGGAGCGGAGCCUGCUCAGCCGGCCCUACACCUCCGUGUCGCCUUCGCUGUCCUCCUCCUCCUCCAGCUACUCCAGCAUGGCCAACGGCCGGGGCUGGCCGCGGGGUGAGCCCGGCGAGGGCGGCACCAACGAGGACGAGCUGCAGCCGGCGGAUGAGGAGCCCCAGCGGCUGUCGGAGAUGAAGGCGGAGGGAGCCGGCGCGGAGCCGGUGGCUGGUGGGCGUCUGUCCUACUACCCCACGUACGUGCCACGGACCCUGAAGCCAACGGUGCCACCACUGACGCCAGAGCAGUAUGAGAUGUACAUGUACAGGGAGGUGGACACGCUGGAGCUGACCCGGCAGGUCAAGGAGAAGUUGGCCAAGAACGGCAUCUGCCAGAGGAUCUUUGGAGAGAAGGUGCUGGGACUGUCCCAGGGCAGUGUGAGUGACAUGCUGUCGCGGCCCAAACCCUGGAGCAAGCUGACACAGAAGGGUCGGGAGCCCUUCAUCCGCAUGCAGCUCUGGCUGACAGACCAGCUGGGCCAGGGGAUCAGCCAGCAGCCCACACCCUCCCAGGCCAGCCCGGCGGAGCCCCAGCCGUCCCCCUCGCCGCCCCCCAGCCCCACUGAGCACGAGAAGGGCUGCCAGGAGCCCCUCACCCUGGCCUUGGAGAGCAGCAAGGAAAACCAGCAGCCCGAGAGCCGCUCGACGCCUGCGCUGGGCGGGAAGAUGCAUCCCAACAGCCAGGGCCCCAUGGGCAUCCAGGAGAUCGUCGCCAUGUCCCCCGAGCUGGACACCUACUCCAUCACCAAGAAGGUCAAGGAGGUCCUGACAGACAACAAUUUAGGCCAGCGGCUGUUUGGGGAGAGCAUCCUGGGCCUUACGCAGGGCUCGGUGUCCGAUCUCCUCUCCAGGCCCAAGCCGUGGCACAAGCUGAGCCUGAAGGGGAGGGAGCCCUUCGUCCGGAUGCAGCUCUGGCUCAACGACCCCCACAACGUGGAGAAGCUGCGCGACAUGAAGAAGCUGGAGAAGAAGGCCUACCUGAAGCGCCGGUACGGGCUGAUGAGCGCUGGCUCGGACAGCGAGUCCCCCAGCGCCCGCUCCGAGUGCGCCAGCCCCAGCGCGCCGCCGCAGGACCUCAGCCUGCUCCAGAUCAAGAAGCCACGGGUGGUGUUGGCGCCAGAGGAGAAGGAAGCCCUAAAGAAAGCCUACCAGCUGGAGCCAUAUCCUUCCCAGCAGACCAUCGAGCUGCUCUCCUUCCAGCUCAACCUCAAGACCAACACCGUCAUCAACUGGUUCCACAACUACAGGUCACGGAUGCGCCGAGAGAUGCUGGUGGAGGGCACGCAGGACAAUGACACGGACCCGGAGCAGAGUGGCGGGACGGCCAUCCCGGGGCGCCGGGCCCCCCACAGCCCCGAUUCGGACACCGAGGAUCACAAACCCGUGUUGGUGGGGGGCGAGCCCCCCUGUGCCGCUGUGCCCGUGAAGGUGAAGGAGGAGCAGGGGGAUCCGGGCGGCUGGAGCCGCCGGCGGGACUCACGCAGCCCGGCUGGAGCGGCCGAAGGGACCGGACCUCCCCAGGAGGAGCGGGGGGCAGCCCCCCACCCCGCCACCCCCAGCGCCGGCAGCCUCCCGCGGCGGGGAGGCCGUGCCGGUGCCACCGCCGGGGGACCUCCGCCGCCACCACCGCCACACCCCGACAGCUCCCAGUCCUCGGCGGGCUCGUCCCGUUGCAGCUUGGUGGUGUCCCCAACGUCGCCCUCGGCAGCUUCCUCUCCCGGCCUCACUGGCUCAGCCUCACCAGGACCAUCCUCUGCCGGGCCGGUCUCGCCGGCGCUUCCACCGGCUCCUGGCCCCCGGCUCAGCACCAGCGUGCAGCGGCGCCACGAGAAGAUGGCCAACCUCAACAACAUCAUCCACCGCCUGGAGCGGGCUGCCAACCGCGAGGAGGCCCUCGAGUGGGAGUUCUGAGCCCCCCGACACCCUAAAUAUAUAUAUACCCCCCCACAUAUAUAUAUAUUUUGAUAAAUGCAGUGUGCACCGAGAGGUGACGAGUGGCCGGCGCCACGGAAGAGGAGCGCCCGUGAAAAAGAGGGGACCCCUCUCUAUGAAUCCGCCCCACGCCUCUGGCUUUGUUUUAAAUGUGAAAAACUGGGAACAAUUUUAGAAAAGAAAAACAAAAAAAUCAAAAAAUAUUUAUAGACCUCUUUUAGAUAUUUUAAUAAAAGGAUACUUUGGAAUUUAUUAACAGCUUAAGCUGCUUUGAUAUUAAAGAUAGCUAUAAAAUCAAGAUGAUGUAGCAGUCGUGUCAUUAAAUGUACACUGAAGUCUUGUAGUUUGCCACUGGAUGAGAUUAAAAACAAAUAAACAAAAAAAAAAAAAACCCACCAACCCACAGAAAAGACUUUUUGAGCAAAGCCAUCAAGAAGCACUAUGAGACUGACCAAAUUUAAGAAACUUUUGCAGUUUCCACCCCUGUCUGUAAGACACUGCAUCGCUUCUGCCCCAGCCAGAGACUGCGUCCUAGUCCCUGAAGACUCUAAAGCCCCCGACGCCAUCGAGUAUGUAUUUAGUUCUGGUGGUUUAUGUUUUUGGAAGCCUUUGUAACACAGAAUGUCCCGUGUGGUUGUAUAUGUUGUAGAAAUGUCUGCAAUAGCCUUCUGGAACAAAAUGUAGCAUGGUCCCAACGCCGUCCCUCGGGCUUCCUCCAGCCGGUGGCAGCUCCCAUCUGCCAUGGUGCAGCUCAUGCCAGCUCCCAAAGGAGGAGAGAAAAUGAGGCAAAAGCAAAGAAAGCAACCUGAGUGAGCUUGGGAUUUUGGGAGUGGGAUGGGAAAAUGUCCCUGGGUGAGAUGCUUGAGGAUGGUACCAGCUCGCUGGGGGUGGACAUCAUGGCAUCCCGGUUCCCUGUCCAUUCAGGAAAGAGAAAGAUGGAGCCUCCAAGCUUUGGCUCUGGGGCAGCAGUGCUUAAGGCGAGCACCCAAAAAUUGUGAGCCACCCACUCACAGGCUGAGCCCUGCUUGGGGCUGCUCCAGCACCACAGCCCAGCACUUUUUUAGGGAGAGCAGCUGGGCAGGAAGAGAAUCCCCUUCCCGCAGCCAUGUCCCAGGGAGUGGAUGUCAGUAGUGCCAGAAUGAGCUCUGGGAUGUCACACCAGGCUCCUGCCUAAACUGGGCAAGCACCACCAAGCUUUGGCUUUCCAAGGCUGAUCCUGUGUAGACAGAGGAGCUCAGUGGUGACACCAUCCCGGUGUGCUCCCUGUCACCUCCCUGACCACACCACCUCCAGCCGGCCUCUGCCAACAAAAUGCCUUUAAAUGAUGUGGAGUGUCCCACCCUGGGCUGCUCUGCCCUGUCCCCUGCCCACACAGUGUCAACCAUCGCCCACCAAGGCCCUGCCAGGCUCCUAGGUGAUGCAUUGACUGAUUUUCCACUGUAGAUGUUUUUAUCAGAAUAGAAGGUAUUUUUGUACUUGGGUGGUAGUAGACAAGCAAUGCUGGGUGAGGGCACAGCUCUCCUUGCCUGCCUCUCCUGCCCCAAGGAGCCCCAGGGUGCCCAUGGCUGCUGUGCCAUGGUGCUGUGGAAGGUGGAGGUGUGACCACUGACUGCCUUCUCCGUUGUGUGCUAGAGGGAGCUUUAGUGGAACAGGAUUUGAGGAAGCACUUAGGAUAGUCCUGAGCACGGCAACCCUGUUGUAUGAAAGCCAGCGGGACACACCGGUCACGUUUUUGUUAGGCUCAUGUUCUGUACUUCAAAAGUUUCUAUGAGAUUGAUGAACUUUGUUUAACAAUUUUGGAAGGAACAAGUUCUGUAAAGAGCCACUAAAUACAGAAGUUGGAUAC